Nomascus leucogenys (northern white-cheeked gibbon) is the source of this 4854-nucleotide messenger RNA. RefSeq names its product 5-hydroxytryptamine receptor 2C (gene HTR2C). Gene Ontology annotation, cellular component: plasma membrane; dendrite. The transcript has 7 exons. The record is from RefSeq and is a predicted model, not a curated record. Gene Ontology annotation, biological process: locomotory behavior; feeding behavior; G protein-coupled receptor signaling pathway, coupled to cyclic nucleotide second messenger. Gene Ontology annotation, molecular function: neurotransmitter receptor activity; G protein-coupled serotonin receptor activity. Lineage: Eukaryota; Metazoa; Chordata; Mammalia; Primates; Hylobatidae. The coding region runs from base 819 to 2195 and encodes 458 amino acids.
ACCGGCGCGAGGUAGGCGCUCUGGUGCUUGCCGAGGACGCUUCCUUCCUCAGAUGCACCGAUCUUCCCGAUACUGCCUUUGGAGCGGCUAGAUUGCUAGCCUUGGCUGCUCCAUUGGCCUGCCUUGCCCCUUACCUGCCGAUUGCAUAUGAACUCUUCUUCUCUCUGUCUGUACAUCCUUGUCGUCGGAGUCGUCGAGAUCGUCGUGGCGCUCGUGUGAUGGCCUUCGUCCGUUUAGAGUAGUGUAGUUAGUUAGGGGCCAACGAAGAAGAAAGAAGACGCGAUUAGUGCAGAGAUGCUGGAGGUGGUCAGUUACUAAGCUAGAGUAAGAUAGCGGAGCGAAAAGAGCCAAACCUAGCCGGGGGGCGCACGGUCGCCCAAAGGAGGUCGACUCGCCGGCGCUUCCUGUCGCGCCGAGCUCCCUCCGUUCCUCUCCCUCCGCCGAGGCGCGAGGUUGCGGCGCGCAGCGCAGCGCAGCGCACCGACUGCCGCGGGCUCCGCUGGGCGAUUGCAGCCGAGUCCGUUUCUCGUCUAGCUGCCGCCGCGGCGACCGCUGCCUGGUCUUCCUCCCGGACGCUAGUGGGUUAUCAGCUAAUACCCGCGAGCAUCUAUAACAUAGGCCAACUGACGCCAUCCUUCAAAAACAACUGUCUGGGAAAGAAAGAAUAAAAAGUAAUGUGAGAACAGAAAACGUGAUUGAAACACGACCAAUCUUUCUUCAGUGCCAAAGGGUGGAAAAGAAAGGAUGAUAUGAUGAACCUAACCUGUUAAUUUCCUCUUCUCAAUUUUAAACUUUGGUUGCUUAAGCCUGAAGCAAUCAUGGUGAACCUGAGGAAUGCGGUGCAUUCGUUCCUUGUGCACCUAAUUGGCCUAUUGGUUUGGCAAUGCGAUAUUUCUGUGAGCCCAGUAGCAGCUAUAGUAACUGACAUUUUCAAUACCUCCGAUGGUGGACGCUUCAAAUUCCCAGACGGGGUACAAAACUGGCCAGCACUUUCAAUCGUCGUAAUAAUAAUCAUGACAAUAGGUGGCAACAUCCUUGUGAUCAUGGCAGUAAGCAUGGAAAAGAAACUGCACAAUGCCACCAAUUACUUCUUAAUGUCCCUAGCCAUUGCUGAUAUGCUAGUGGGACUACUUGUCAUGCCCCUGUCUCUCCUGGCAAUCCUUUAUGAUUAUGUCUGGCCACUACCUAGAUAUUUGUGCCCCGUCUGGAUUUCUUUAGAUGUUUUAUUUUCAACAGCGUCCAUCAUGCACCUCUGCGCUAUAUCGCUGGAUCGGUAUGUAGCAAUACGUAAUCCUAUUGAGCAUAGCCGUUUCAAUUCGCGGACUAAGGCCAUCAUGAAGAUUGCUAUUGUUUGGGCAAUUUCUAUAGGUGUAUCAGUUCCUAUCCCUGUGAUUGGACUGAGGGACGAAGACAAGGUGUUCGUGAACAACACGACGUGCGUGCUCAACGACCCAAAUUUCGUUCUUAUUGGGUCCUUCGUAGCUUUCUUCAUACCGCUGACGAUUAUGGUGAUUACGUAUUGCCUGACGAUCUACGUUCUGCGCCGACAAGCUUUGAUGUUACUGCACGGCCACACCGAGGAACCGCCUGGACUAAGUCUGGAUUUCCUGAAGUGCUGCAAGAGGAAUACGGCCGAGGAAGAGAACUCCGCAAACCCUAACCAAGACCAGAACGCACGCCGAAGAAAGAAGAAGGAGAGACGUCCUAGGGGCACCAUGCAGGCUAUCAACAAUGAAAAGAAAGCUUCGAAAGUCCUUGGGAUUGUUUUCUUUGUGUUUCUGAUCAUGUGGUGCCCAUUUUUCAUUACCAAUAUUCUGUCUGUUCUUUGUGAGAAGUCCUGUAACCAAAAGCUCAUGGAAAAGCUUCUGAAUGUGUUUGUUUGGAUUGGCUAUGUUUGUUCAGGAAUCAAUCCUCUGGUGUAUACACUCUUCAACAAAAUUUACCGAAGGGCAUUCUCCAACUAUUUGCGCUGCAAUUAUAAGGUAGAGAAAAAGCCUCCUGUCAGGCAGAUUCCAAGAGUUGCCGCCACUGCUUUGUCUGGGAGGGAGCUUAAUGUUAACAUUUAUCGGCAUACCAAUGAACCGGUGAUCAAGCAAGCCAGUGACAAUGAGCCCGGUAUAGAGAUGCAAGUUGAGAAUUUAGAGUUAUCGGUAAAUCCCUCCAGUGUGGUUAGCGAAAGGAUUAGUAGUGUGUGAGAAAGAAUAGCACAGUCUUUUCCUACAGUACAAGCUACGUAUGUAGGAAAAUUUUCUUCUUUAAUUUUUCUGUUGGUCUUAACUAAUGUAAAUAUUGCUGUCUGAAAAAAAGUUUUUACAUAUAGCUUUGCAACCUUGUACUUUACAAUCAUGCCUACAUUAGUGAGAUUUAGGGUUCUAUAUUUACUGUUUAUAAUAGAUGGAGACUAACUUAUUUUGAUUGUUUGAUGAAUAAAAUGUUUAUUUUUGCCCUCCCUCCUUCUUUCCUUCCUUUUUUCCUUUCUUCCUUCCUUUCUCUCUUUCUUUUGUGAAUACGGCAAUGUUCAUGUUCAUCUCAGGUGGCAUUUGCAGGUGACCAGAAUGAGGCACAUGACAGUGGUUAUAUUUCAACCACAUCUAAAUUAACAAAUUCAGUGGACAUUUGUUCUGGGUUAACAGUAAAUAUACACUUUAAAUUCUUGCUCUGCUCAUCUACACAUAUAAACACAGUAAGAUAGGUUCUGCUUUCUGAUACAUCUGUCAGUGAGUCAGAGGCAGAACCUAGUCUUGUUGUUUUUAUAGGGGCAAAAUUUGACAUUGUCAGAAUGUUGUGUUGGUACUUACUGCAAUGUCUGUCCCUAAACAUAGUGGUAUUUUAACACAGCAGCUGGUUAACCAGGACUACAGAAGUGGAAGGAUAAUGAGAUGUAAUACACCAAAUAGCUUUUCACUUCUUAAGGACAAUGUUCAAAUUCUGAUUAUUACAACAAGCAAACUGAAAUUAGUGUUUUCAUUCUGGUCCUUAGUAAAUUCCUAAUUCUAUGAUUAAACUGGGAAAUGAGAUCCCGGAGUUAUUUCCCAAUCCAGGAUUCAACAUCAAUUGGGUUUUGAUCUCAGCGUCCUGGAAAUUUGUGUGCUUCACACAAAGUGAAAUUAGUAUUUUGAGCCUUAUUAAAAUAUUUUCUUAAUUAUGGUACCUCUAUCUAUAGGACUUAAUUUAGCAGUCCAUUUUUGAGUAAAACUUGUAUUGGAAGUAUAGAUGGUAGAAACUUUGGAAGUUUUACUUGAUUAAGGACUACAGAAUUGGGCCCUUAGAAUGUGAAAAAAAAAAAAAAAAGUAAUUAAAAAGAUGCUUUUACCGAACUCGGGAUUACAGAAACACAGAGUUUCCAUUUGGAUUUUAAACAAAAUUUAUCUCAUUUUCAGAUCCUUCCAAACUCUCUAGUGCAGGAAAAGGCUGCAGCUAAUUUGUGAAAGUGGCAAGCUCUUCAUUGCACUGCAAUUAUGUACCAGAAGUUUAAAUCUUUGUUAAAAUAUAGUGUUGUGUUACAAUAAGUGUUGGCCAUCAUUUCAUUCGUGGGCCUGCUGCUCUCUAAGAAUUCAGUAGCAUUUUAAUAGUUUCUAAACCAUGAAAGGUUUUCAAGCAUUGCUAAAGUCAGACCAUUCAGUCUAUGCUGUGUACAGAGUAUACAAGUGUUUCUAGUAACAGUAUUUCCAUAUGUGUCCAUUUCACACAACUGUGGAUAAAUUUUGGAAGAAUUCAUGAUGCUAGUUCUUACGCCUUGACAGUUACUUACUUACACACCUGAGAAUGUGCCUCUCAGUAUCUUAAAAUUGGUUAAUGAAAAAUCUGAAUUUCUAAAACCCCUGGUCUGUGUUCUCAACACACAGCAUAGAUAAAUCCAAUAGUCUGCCACAAGGGCAGUGGAAGAGCUGCUGUAUUUGAGGAAACUCAUACAGUCUCUAUUUGAUUUGCAACACUGCCAAACAUCAGUCAAUUGCUUGAGCAUGCCCAAAUAUAACAUGAAAGUCAAGUCUACCUGCCUUGCCUGUUAGGUCUGUUGAAGUGCAUGUUAAAAUAAUUAUAUGAAGCAGAAUGAGAUGAUUUAAUUCUUAUCGAAAUGAAAAUGGCUGAAGAAACACAGCAUGCAUUUAGCAUGAGUUCUGCACAUACAGAGGGUGUCCUGCAUGUAUGCCGUGUAUGUUGCAUGAAUCCAUCGAUUUGUAUUAAUGUAGGGCAGAAUAGCUGAUAGAAAAAGGACUGAAGAAAAUCCUUCAGCAAUCCUUAAAAAGACCAUGCAUUCGGAUCUGAAGUAGUGUGAGUGUUUGUUAGAAAAAAUUGGAAACAUCUGAUUUCUGAACUAUCAGGGCAAGCUCAUAGCACAUGUUUUACAAAGAAAUAAAAUAUAAAUCACAGAUUUCCAAAAGCACUAGCAAUAAGUUGAAUGAUAAUAGCUUACAGCACAUUUGUUAAUGAUUCUUGUAUCAUCAAAUAGUAGUACUUAAUAGUACCCAACAUGGUAAUUAUCCUCCAACUGUGUGCUAUUCGUAAGUUCUGUGCAGUUUGGUAUGAAACAAAUAUACUCAUUUGGAUAUAAAUCUUACCCUUCAAUGUUAAAUCUACAAACUUUUAUAAAUGUUUUAAAGAAGUCCAUGUGAUAAUUGUAAAGGUGAUGAAUUUACCAUCGGACAAAUCAUUUUGAUGUAUUAUUAUAUAUGUAUAUCUGUGUAAGACACGUGCAACAGACUGCCUUAUAUUAUUUUCUGUAAUUCUUCUCCUUUGUCAAAUGGUAUUUUUUGUGAAUGGUUGCAAAGUGUUGUCUUAUUCCUAAUUCCUGUAUGUUAUCCACUACAGGUUUUGUGAGACUUCCUAUUAAUUUAUUAAAUUUAUUAAAUGUUG